This is a messenger RNA of Thermothielavioides terrestris NRRL 8126, 782 nucleotides long. RefSeq lists its product as uncharacterized. The record is from RefSeq and is a predicted model, not a curated record. Bases 254 to 709 code for a protein of 151 amino acids. The transcript is spliced from 2 exons. Gene Ontology annotation, cellular component: oligosaccharyltransferase complex; membrane. Gene Ontology annotation, biological process: protein N-linked glycosylation. NCBI's taxonomy places the organism in Eukaryota, Fungi, Ascomycota, Sordariomycetes, Sordariales, Chaetomiaceae.
CCCACGCAGCAGCGAGAGCCCCUGUCUAGGUCCGUGCGCAACCCCAGACUGCAGGGACCAAGCUCUCAGCCUUGUCCAUUGAAGCUUCGUGGCCGCUUCGUCAGCCGUGGAGCCAAGCUGCUACUCCGUCAAUGUGUCCACCUCAACCAUCAACCUCAACGACAGCCAAUUCCGCGAGACGCGUCCAGCCGACUGCCCAAUUCGCAACCCACCGAUUAUCCGCACAGACAAACAGUACAGACAGACGCUGAAAAUGGCGCCCAAGCAACGAAACGCCGCCGCCCGCUCCGUGUCUCCGGUCCCCCCAUCCACAGCCUCCCCCGGCGCGGCCGCGGCACCAACAGCAACGGCCUCCUCCUCCUCUUCGUCAUCAACACCAGCACCAGCGACGACUACAGCCCCCGCGGCAAGACACGCCACCUCCAAGUUGAGCAGCAGCAGCAGCGCGGGCGGCGCGCAGGCGUGGGACAGGAUCGUGGGCAACGUGGUGGCGCACUACCUGGACACGACGCCGCAGCGGACCAAGCUGCUGGACGCCUUCAUGGCCUUCCUGGUGGCCGUCGGCGCGCUGCAGUUUGCGUACUGCGUGCUUGCCGGCAACUACCCGUUCAAUGCGUUCUUGUCCGGGUUCGCCGCCACGGUCGGCCAGUUCGUCCUCACCGGUAGGUUGGAAUUCUCUCAUCCUCCCAGGCCCGUGGGAGACGCUUGAAAUGGGUCGGUUGGAUGCUGAUAUUGCGGGAACCCACCAGCGUCGUUGAGGAUUCAGACUACUGAGGCAAACA